Aspergillus versicolor CBS 583.65 is the source of this 1348-nucleotide messenger RNA. RefSeq names its product J domain-containing protein. NCBI's taxonomy places the organism in Eukaryota, Fungi, Ascomycota, Eurotiomycetes, Eurotiales, Aspergillaceae. The coding region runs from base 95 to 1102 and encodes 335 amino acids. The record is from RefSeq and is a predicted model, not a curated record. The transcript has 3 exons.
AGGUGUUGGGUUCAAAGGCAUUUAACCCUUGGGAUGUGCGAUCUUGAGGGCGUUGGAUGUUAAUAUAUUCAAUAACAAAAUUUGUUGAGCAGCCAUGUCAAUCCUGUCACUGAUCGGCUGGUAUACUCUACCCAAGUAUGCAACAAACACAGUCCUUUAUGUCUACUAUGGAAUCACUAUUCGAGCAGGGGACCCCAAGCCGCAACCGGGCUCCCCUCGAUAUGCCCGAGACCGCCGUCGUGUUUUCAUCGCUAUCGUGAUCGCUUAUCUGCUCUACAAUCUCUAUGAGAGCUACCAGAAAAUCCAGAACGCAGGCAACUUUUACGAGGUCCUAGGAGUGUCGCCACUAUCAGACGAGAGGACAAUCAAGACCCGAUUCCGUCGUCUGGCUGCUCAGCACCACCCAGACAAGUUAGAGGCUGGUAGUUCCGGUGACGUCUUUAUGUACCUGAAGCUGGCGCAGGAUACACUCACAAGCCCCGUAAAGCGAUAUGCCUACAAUAUGUGGGGACCCAGGAUUAAUGAAUGGGGUAAUAUUGACACAGCGCACGGUUAUUUUGUUGCUGGAUUGAUGAAAACUAUCCCGACCUACGUGAUGUCAUUCUUGGGGCUUCUUCUUUUGAAUUACACUUGGUGGUCUGAUUGGGGCCGUUAUUGGCGUUUCUUUGCAUUUGCUGCGCUGUUCUCAUUGAAUCUGUCCUUGAUCAGCCAUCAAGGUCCGGUCUUUAUCACCUCCACAUUCUUUCUGCUCCCGUGGCAGAUUAUGACCAUGGCAGAAACCAUUUCUGUCAGCCUACAUAUAUUCAUAUCGCAGAUCGCUCCUCCUGAGCCAAAGGACACGGGAGCAGGCGAACGCCUCCAUCCACAGACUACCCAGCGUCUUGCACAGCUCCUACACCUCAGCAGAGCCACGGACACCGAAGCAACGCGGCUUCUGCAGCUGGGGUUCGCGCCGUUCCAGGGCGAUAAAGACAGUGUUGCAACCCUGCGGAAGGGCAUGAAGGAAGGCUUGGUCCUCAGCAGUGUACGAGGCAGUUCGGGGGUGCAGCAAGCCGUGAGGCAAGUAGCAGAACGUAAGAAUCAGGAGAAGAAAGACGGCUAAGGGUUGACAUAUCACAUGCAUUUAUAUACAUACACAGCGUUGCCGGGCAAUGUUAAUUCAUUCUUGUAUUUAUGAGUAUUUGGAAACUGUCUAAGUCAAUAUGAGAGACUGAGGAAUUGGGUGUGAAUUGAUAGAAGUUGAGCUUCAACCCUGUCUUCACAGCAAAUGAAGAAUGAAGUACAGAGUAUUGUCUUGGAGUUGGGACUAGCAAGCAUGAUGAUAGUGUAACCUGGUUAUGUGCAGUGA